This is a messenger RNA of Physeter macrocephalus (sperm whale), 2197 nucleotides long. It is a transcript of the gene WHRN, whose product is annotated as whirlin. Lineage: Eukaryota; Metazoa; Chordata; Mammalia; Artiodactyla; Physeteridae. Gene Ontology annotation, cellular component: cilium; stereocilia ankle link complex; plasma membrane. The transcript is spliced from 3 exons. Gene Ontology annotation, molecular function: protein binding. The record is from RefSeq and is a predicted model, not a curated record. Bases 886 to 1866 code for a protein of 326 amino acids. Gene Ontology annotation, biological process: auditory receptor cell stereocilium organization; sensory perception of sound.
AGGGGGCGGGGCCAAGACUGGGCUGGCUAGAGCGACGGCGUCGGAACUCGCUGGAAGAUCGGCCCCGGGCUGCUCAACAGUUCUGAAAGUCCCGGGUCGCGGCCGCGCGGCUCCGUCGCCGCGCGGGUGGUUCGGGGGGCGCAGGGGUCCCCUGGCGGCUGCCUCCCAGGGCUGCCCCGGACAUGCCCCGCACCCCCUGCCGGACCCUCGUGCGGCUCCAUAAGCUGCGAUUCGGGGGGCUCUGGGACUAGAGCGCCCCCCACCCCAACUUAUGACUUUGGGGUCCCCCAGCCCGAGAGGAACGGGCGGCCCGGCUGGGGGAGCCCCGGGCAUGGUGUGACGGGGCGGUCAGCUUUGCUGGGCACACCCCACCCCACUGCAGCCACCCGUCGUCUCUGUGCCCUCCAGAAUGUAGCUGCUCUCUCCGCGUCCCCCCGGACUCCAGCCGCAGUAGCCGCGACCUCCGGGCUCCAGCCGCCAACUCCUUGUCCCUUGGGACCCCGCCGCCGUCUCCGCCUUGCCAGGACUCCAGCCGCUGUCUCCGCGUCCUCUGGACUCCAGCCUCCGUCUCUGCGCCCCGAGGACUCCAGUUUCGCGACCUCCUCCGUCUUCGCGCGCCCGGGACUCUAGCACUGGUCUCCGCGAUACCCCCAGCAUUCAGGCACUGUUUCCGUGCCCACCCCCCGCCCCGCCCAAGCCCAGACUCCGGCAGCCGUCUCUGCGUCUCCCCGGAUCCAGCCCCUGUCUCGGCGUCCCCCCAGCUCCCAAACCCAGACUCCGGCUGCGAUCUCCGCGCUCCCGGGGAUCCAGCUGUCGCGCCAGUGCCAGCGAGUGCAGCGGCUGCCCCACCGCGCGCCCCGAGUCCGCCCGGCCCUCGGCGGGGAGAUGAACGCGCAGCUGGACGGCCUGUCGGUGAGCUCGUCCUCCACCGGCUCGCUGGGCUCCGCGGCCGGGGCGGGCGGCGGCGGCGGGGGCGCGGGGCUGCGACUGCUGUCUGCCAACGUGCGCCAGCUGCACCAGGCGCUGACGGCGCUGCUGAGCGAGGCGGAGCGGGAGCAGUUCACGCACUGUCUGAACGCCUACCACGCGCGCCGCAACGUCUUCGACCUGGUGCGCACCCUGCGCGUGCUGCUGGACAGCCCGGUCAAGCGGCGUCUGCUGCCCAUGCUGCGGCUGGUCAUCCCGCGCUCCGACCAGCUGCUCUUCGACCAAUACACUGCCGAGGGUCUCUACCUGCCCGCCACCUCCUCCUACAGGCAACCCAUCUGGGGCGGCCCCGACGGCGCGGGGCCCGGGGAGGUGCGCCUAGUGAGCCUGCGGCGCGCCAAGGCCCACGAGGGCUUGGGCUUCAGCAUCCGCGGGGGCUCGGAGCAUGGCGUGGGCAUCUAUGUGUCGCUGGUGGAGCCAGGCUCUCUGGCCGAGAAAGAAGGGCUGCGAGUCGGAGACCAGAUUCUGCGUGUCAACGACAAAUCCCUGGCCCGGGUGACCCACGCUGAGGCCGUCAAGGCUCUCAAGGGCUCCAAGAAGCUGGUGCUGUCGGUGUACUCAGCGGGGCGCAUCCCUGGCGGCUACGUCACCAACCAUAUCUACACCUGGGUAGACCCCCAAGGCCGCAGCAUCUCUCCGCCCUCGGGCCUGCCCCACCCCCAUGGCAGCACCCUGCGGCAGCACGAGGGUGACCGGAGGAGCACCCUACACCUCCUGCAAGGCGGGGAUGAGAAAAAGGUGAACCUGGUGCUGGGGGACGGCCGGUCCCUGGGCCUCACCAUCCGUGGGGGAGCCGAGUACGGCCUGGGCAUUUACAUCACUGGCGUGGACCCUGGCUCUGAAGCGGAAAGCAGCGGGCUCAAGGUGAGAGACCCCUGACUCCCAGGGAGGGGAUGGGGCGCCAGGCUGAACGUGUUGGGGCGAGCGAGGGAAAGACCCGUGUGUGGAGCCCUGUGCAGCUGAUCUCAACGGGACGUCCGGCAGAGCAGUCGGCACCCCACGCGAAGGACCUGUCCCAGCGGAGAGCCCUCCCCUGGCUGCACGGCUCUAGUUCAGAGCUCAGAGCGGGCGCCAGGAGCCGCCACCUCUCCCGAACCCCGAGUUCUCCUAGCCAUCCGCAGAGCAGGGCAGCCUCCCACGAGCUGCUGGGCAGCAGGCCAGCUUGAGCUCUUCGUGGCUGCUGUUUUGGAAACACUGCUGAUGGCCUGUG